This is a messenger RNA of Vidua macroura (Pin-tailed whydah), 5716 nucleotides long. Its product is annotated as host cell factor 1-like. Gene Ontology annotation, molecular function: transcription coactivator activity; protein binding. Gene Ontology annotation, biological process: chromatin remodeling; regulation of DNA-templated transcription. Gene Ontology annotation, cellular component: histone methyltransferase complex. Lineage: Eukaryota; Metazoa; Chordata; Aves; Passeriformes; Viduidae. The record is from RefSeq and is a predicted model, not a curated record.
CGUAUCCCUUUCCUCAGGUACCUGAACGACCUGUACGUGCUGGAGCUGCGCCCGGGCUCGGGGGUGCUGGCCUGGGACAUCCCCAUCACUUACGGGGUGCUGCCCCCUCCCCGGGAAUCCCACACGGCCGUGGUGUACACGGAGCGCGACGGGCGGCGCUCGCGCCUCGUCAUCUACGGGGGCAUGAGCGGCUGCAGGCUGGGGGAUUUGUGGACCCUGGACAUCGAGACGCUGACCUGGAACAAGCCGAGCCUGAGUGGGGUCGCUCCCCUCCCCCGCAGCCUCCACUCGGCCACCACCAUCGGCAACAAGAUGUACGUUUUUGGGGGGUGGGUGCCCCUGGUGAUGGAUGACGUGAAGGUGGCGACGCACGAGAAGGAGUGGAAGUGCACCAACACCCUGGCCUGCCUGAACCUGGACUCCAUGGCCUGGGAGCCCCUGGUGCUGGAGACCCUGGAGGACAACGUGCCGCGGGCUCGUGCCGGGCACUGCGCCGUGGCCAUCGCCACCCGCCUCUACAUCUGGAGCGGCCGCGACGGCUACCGCAAGGCCUGGAACAACCAGGUGUGCUGCAAGGACCUGUGGUACCUGGAGACAGGUGACGCCCCGCCCGCCCCGGGCCGCGUGCAGCUGGUGCGCGCCAACACCACGUCGCUGGAGGUGAGCUGGGGCGCGGUGCCCACGGCCGACUCGUACCUGCUGCAGCUGCAGAAGUACGAGCUGCCCGCCGCGCCCGCGCCGCCGCCCGUGCCCUCGGUGCCCGCCAACCCCCCCAAGAGCCCCGCGCCCCGCCCGCCGCCCGCGGCCGUGCUGCCGGCCGCGGGCGGGGCGGCCACGGCGGCCAGCGGAGCGGCCACGGCGGGGAGGGCACCUGGUGUCCCGGCGGUGCUGAAGGUGACCGGAUCCCCCGCGGCCAGCGCGGGGCCACCGCUGGUCACCGUGCGCUCGGCCGGGCCCGGCAAGGCCCCGGUGACGGUGACGUCGCUGCCCGCCGGCGUCAGGAUGGUGGUGCCCACCCAGAGCCCCCAGGGCACGGUGAUCGGCAGCAGCCCCCAGAUGAGCGGCAUGGCCGCGCUGGCCGCAGCGGCCGCGGCCACCCAGAAGAUCCCGCCGGCCUCGGCGCCCACCGUGCUCAGCGUCCCCGCGGGGGCCACCAUCGUCAAGACGGUGGCCGUGACCCCCGGGGCCACCACCCUGCCCGCCACCGUCAAGGUGGCCUCGUCACCUGUCAUGGUGAGCAACCCCGCCACGCGCAUGCUGAAGACGGCGGCCGCCCAGGUGGGCACGGCCGGGGCGUCCCCCGCGGCCACCAACGCGGCCACCAGGCCCAUCAUCACCGUGCACAAGUCCGGCACGGUGACGGUGGCCCAGCAGGCCCAGGUGGUCACCACUGUGGUCGGAGGGGUCACCAAGACCAUCACGCUGGUCAAGAGCCCCAUCUCUGUCCCGGGGGGCAGCGCCCUGAUCUCCAACCUGGGCAAGGUGAUGUCGGUGGUGCAGACGAAACCCGUGCAGAGCUCGGCUGUCACCGGGCAGGCCUCGAGCGGCCCUGUCACCCAGAUCAUCCAGACCAAGGGCCCCCUGCCCGCGGGGACCAUCCUGAAGCUGGUGACGUCGGGGGAGGGGAAGCCCACCACCAUCCUGACCAGCACGCAGGCGGGGGCGGGGGCGGCCAAGCCCCCCACCAUCCUGGGCAUCAGCAGCGUGUCCCCCAGCACCACCAAGCCCGGGACCACCACCAUCAUCAAAACCAUCCCCAUGUCGGCCAUCAUCACCCAGUCGGGGGCUACCGGUGUCACCAGCAGCCCCGGGAUCAAGUCCCCCAUCACCAUCAUCACCACCAAGGUGAUGACCUCGGGCACCGGGACCCCCGCCAAGAUCAUCACAGCUGUCCCCAAACUGGGCGGGGGGCACGGCCAGCAGGGCGUGACACAGGUGGUGCUGAAGGGGGCCCCGGGCCAGCCGGGGACCAUCCUGAGGACGGUGCCCAUGGGGGGGGUCCGGCUGGUCACCCCCGUCACCGUCUCGGCCGUCAAGCCCACGGUGACCACCCUGGUGGUCAAGGGCACCACCGGUGUGACCACGCUGGGGACGGUGACAGGGACAGUGUCCACCAGCCUGGCCGGGGGGGCAGGUGGCCACAGCGCCACGGCCUCGCUGGCCACGCCCAUCACCACCCUGGGGACAAUCGCCACCCUGUCCAGCCAGGUCCUGAACCCCGCGGCCAUCACGGCCACCGCGGCCGGGGGCGGCCUGGGGACACCGACCAUCACCAUGCAGCCGGUGUCCCAGCCCACGCAGGUGACGCUGAUCACCACGCCCAGCGGCGUGGAGGCCCAGCCCGUCCACGACCUCCCCGUGUCCAUCCUGGCGUCCCCCACGGCCGAAGGUCCCCCCGCGGCCACCUCGGGGGGUGGCAGCCUGGCCGAGCCCCCCCCCCGCGAGGCCACCCCGGGCACCGUCACCCUGGUGUGCUCCAACCCCCCCUGCGAGACCCACGAGACCGGGACCACCAACACGGCCACCACCAGCCUGGUGGCCAACGUGGGGACGGGGGGGGGGACAGCUGCAGCUGCUCUGCGAGGACACGGGCGGGGGGGACAGCGGUGCCGGCGCCCCCCCGGGCCUGCUCCAACCCCCCCUGCGAGACCCACGAGACGGGGACCACCAACACCCCCACGGCGGCGGGGGACGACGGGGACAGCGCGCUUGGGGACACCCGGGGGACCGCCCUGCCCCACGCAGCAGACGGCGGCCACGGGGACGACGAUGACGGCGCGGUUGUGCCCCCCCGAAGGUGGCGGCGGUGGCGGUGGCAGCGGUGUCACCUCGUGCCAAACGCAAGAGGCGGCCCCGUGCCAAACGCCCUGGGGGCAGCCUGAGGUGGGGACGGCCACCGGGGCGGUCACCGCGGCCACCACGGCGAGCUGUGAGACCCCCGCGGGGACGCGGCUGUGCGCCAACCCCCCCUGCGAGACCCACGAGACGGGGACGACCAACACGGUGACAGUGACAGGGUCACAGCUCUGCUCCAACCCCCCCUGCGAGACCCACGAGACGGGGACGACCAACACGGUGACAACCACGGGGACACGGCUGUGUGCCAACCCCCCCUGCGAGACCCACGAGACGGGGACAACCAACACGGUGACAGUGACAGCACCGAGGCCACCCUGCGCCAACCCUCCCUGUGAGACCCACGAGACGGGGACGACCAACACGGUGACAGUGACAGCACCGAGGCCACCCUGCGCCAACCCUCCCUGUGAGACCCACGAGACGGGGACAACCAACACGGUGACAGUGACAGGGUCACAGCUCUGCUCCAACCCCCCGUGUGAGACCCACGAGACAGGGACAACCAACACGGUGACAACCACGGGGACACGGUUCUGCUCCAACCCCCCCUGCGAGACCCACGAGACGGGGACAACCAGCACGGCCACCACCACCACGGCCGCCUCGCGCCCCCCCGCCCGAGUCGGGGACAGCGGUGCCACCACCUCGAGGUGUCCCCCCCCUGCGCCAACCCCCCCCUGCGAGACCCACGAGACGGGGACGACCAACACGGUGACAAUGACAUCGUCACAGCUCUGCUCCAACCCCCCCUGCGAGACCCACGAGACCGGGACCACCAACACGGCCACCACGGCCACCGCGGGCUCCCGGCCGGGUGACACUACCACGGCCACCAGCGCUGCCACCACCGCCACCACCUCCAGCACGGGGGGGGUCCCCGCCUUGUGCCAACCCCCCCUGCGAGACCCCCGAGACCGGGACCACCAGCACGGCCACCAGAGCGGGGUCCUCGCCCUGCCAGAGCCACCAGAGCGGGGCCACCAGCACGGCCACCACCGAGGGGGUGACACCGCCCCGCCCUGUGCCACCGCCACCAGCCCCCCCCGCGCCUGCUCCAACCCCCCCUGCGAGACCCACGAGACGGGGACAACGGCCACGGCCACCACGGUCACCGCCAGCAUGGGCGCCAGCCAAGAGCCCCCCCCACCGGCUGCCAACGGGCAGGGGGAAGGGGAAACCCCCCCCAGCGAGGGCGGGGGUCCCCCUGUGCCCCCCGGGACCCCCAGCCCCGGCCCCAGCGGCAGCGGGACCCCCCAGCCCCGGGCGGUCACUACGGUCACUCAGUCCACGCCAGCGCCGGGGCCGGCCGUGCCGACCAUCUCGUCGCUGACCGAAUCCCCCCCGGCUCCCCCCGAGACGCCCCCAACCACCACGCCCACCCCCCCCUGGAGACCCCCACCCACCCCAGGACCCCUCCUCGGCCACGUCCCCGUCCCCCCCCGGGCCCGAGGCCGCCCCCGGAGCCGAGGCCGGGGGGUCCCCGGAGCCGCUGGCCGUGGUGGUGCUGCCGCCGGCCGCGGCCGAGGGGGGCCCGGCCGAGGGGCUGGCGCUGCCCCCCGAGCUGCUGGCCGAGGCGGGGGGCGCGGGGGGCCCCCCCGGCUGACCCCCGAGGAGCUGGCGGUCACCGCGGCGGCCGAGGCGGCGGCGGCGGCCGCGGCCAGCGAGGAGGCGCAAGCCCAGGCUCUGGCCAUCCAGGCCGUGCUGCAGGCCGCGCAGCAGGCGGGACAUCGGAGCCGCUGGAGCCCGGCGAGCCCGGGGGGGGCCCCUCGGAGCUGGGGGGGGCCCUGGGGGUGUCGGAGGGGGCGGGGGGCGCGGGGGGGGGCGCUGCCCCUGGUGCUCACCCAGCAGGAACUGGCGGCGCUGGUGCAGCACCAGCAGCACCUGGCCGAGGCCCAGGCGGCCGCGCCCCCCCCCCAUUUGCCCACCGAGGCCUUGGCCCCCGCCGACAGCCUCAACGACCCCGCGGGUGACACCAACGGCCUGGGGGACCUGGGGACAGUGCCCGGGGGGGGCACCCCCGCCACCCUGCUGCCCCCCCCCGGGGACGGCCUGGCCCCCUCGAGCGCCUUCGUGGCCCCCCCGGGCCCUGCAGUGGCCCCCAGCCCCGCCAAGCUGCAGGCGGCCGCCGCCCUGGCCGAGGUGGCCAACGGCAUCGAGAGCACCCCCGUGAAGCCGGAGCCGGGGGCGCCGCCCAAGGCGCUGCCCAAGAAGGAGAACCAGUGGUUCGACGUGGGCGUCAUCAAGGGCACCACCAUGAUGGUCACUCACUACUUCCUGCCGCCCGAGGACGCGCCCCCGCCCGACGAGGAGGGCUCGGGGGUCCCGGACCACUCCCAGCUGCGCCGCCAGGAGCUGCAGCCGGGCACGGCCUACAAGUUCCGCGUGGCCGGGCUGAACGCCUGCGGCCGCGGGCCCUUCUCGGAGCUGUCGGCCUUCAAAACCUGCCUGCCCGGCUUCCCGGGGGCGCCCUGCGCCAUCAAGAUCAGCAAGAGCCCCGACGGAGCCCACCUGACGUGGGAGCCGCCGUCGGUGACGUCCGGCCGCAGCGAGUACUCGGUGUACCUGGCCAUCCAGGGGGGGCCCGGGGGGGGCCCCGAGGCCCGCGGGGGGGGGGCCCAGCUGGCCUUCAUGAGGGUCUACUGCGGGCCCAGCCCCUCGUGCCUCGUGCCGGCCUCCAGCCUGGCCAGCGCCCACAUCGACCACACCACCAAGCCGGCCAUCAUCUUCCGCAUCGCCGCCCGCAACGACAAGGGCUACGGCCCGGCCACCCAGGUGCGGUGGCUGCAAGAAUCGAGCAAGGACGGAGCUGCCGGGAAACCGGGCAGCAAACGGCCCCUGGCGUCCCCCGACCUGUGAG